This is a messenger RNA of Etheostoma spectabile (orangethroat darter), 1785 nucleotides long. RefSeq names its product serine/threonine-protein kinase pim-2. The record is from RefSeq and is a predicted model, not a curated record. Gene Ontology annotation, biological process: protein autophosphorylation; negative regulation of apoptotic process; regulation of mitotic cell cycle. Bases 184 to 1614 code for a protein of 476 amino acids. Gene Ontology annotation, molecular function: ATP binding; protein serine/threonine kinase activity. Gene Ontology annotation, cellular component: cytoplasm. Lineage: Eukaryota; Metazoa; Chordata; Actinopteri; Perciformes; Percidae. The transcript has 8 exons.
GUGGAACACUGGGUCACAGCAGCAUUCUGUCCCACUGUUGUGAUGUCACUUGAUGGAACACUGGGUUACAACAGCAUCCAUCCUGUGACUUACAACACUCUAGUUCACCCACAAACCCUGAAAAAUACAUAAGAGGCACAAGUGUUACCUAUUUAGUAAGGCAUUGUCUGUCAUUUGUUGAUCAUGGCCCAUAAUUCUACGCAGAAGUUUAAGACUCUUCACGCUCCGGCCUCCAGAGAAGAUCAAGCUAAUGACUCCAACGCCGGCAAACUCAGCUACGGCACAGGGAAGGAUGUCAAAGAUUGGAGAGGCAAAAGGAAGGCCGGCGCUGAUCAGGGUCUAAGGGCCGAUGGUGUUCCAUACACCAGUUGCUCUCACAGUGUUACAGCAGGGGGUGCCAGUGUGAGGGAGAGCAAGUGGAAAACAGACACUAAUGAUGACUGCCCAAAGAAAAAGAGAAGGGGUAGCAAUGAUACCAACAUCAAUGGGCCCAGCACUGGGUUUAUUACGGGUAGCCGUGUGACCCAAGAUGACACAGACAGUUCCUCAGAUACCAGCACCAAUGGGCCCAGGACUGGGUUUAUUACGGGUAGCCGUGUGACCCAAGAUGACACAGACAGUUCCUCAGAUACCAGCACCAAUGGGCCCAGGACUGGGUUUAUUACGGGUAGCCGUGUGACCCCCGAUGACACAGACAGUCCCUCAAAGAUGCACAACUCUGACUUCAGCCUGAGCAGCAGCUCAUGUUCAUCCUCAGAUGAGGAUAUCAUUCAUGACAUUCCCUUCUCAGUAAAAACCAGCAGAGCUGAAUUUGAAGCCACCUAUAUCGAGAUUUACCAGAUUGCUAAAGGUGGUUUUGGAGCCGUGUAUGCAGGCUACCGGAAAGAAGACGCUGUAUCAGUUGCUAUCAAACAUAUUCCAAAAGGAAAGGUCUACUACAGUAAAGUGAUCAAGAACGGAAAGGUGUUUAAGGUCAUUGAGGAAGUCGCCCUCAUGGUAAAAGCAGCAGGUGGAGCUGAAUCAGCUGGGAGCUCUGCAGCCAUCUCCCUACUUGACUGUUAUCUUCUGGAGGAGGACCUGGUCCUGAUUAUGGAAAGACCCGUCCCCUCCAUGGAUCUCCACCAGUACCGCAAGGCCAAAAGAGGCUUCCUGCAGGAAGAUGAGGCUAAGAGCAUCCUGCGGCAGAUGGUGGAUGCAGCCGUCGAGAUGCACACAAAUGGAGUCUUUCACCGGGACAUCAAGUUAGAAAACAUCCUCAUUGAAGUUGGAUCACAUGUCCCACGCGCUCGCGUGAUUGAUUUUGGCUGUGGUUGCCCCGUGAUAAAGGGAUAUUACUAUCGCUACUCUGGUACCUUUUCAAAAGCCCCUCCAGAGUGGUUCAUCUUCAAAAGAUACAAAGCCGGUCCCACGACAGUGUGGCAGCUGGGAGCACUGCUGUACGACCUGCUGGAUCACGAUCAUUCCUUCAAAACACGUAUUUACCUGGAAAGAGGGAUCAAAAUCAACUGUAAUCUGUCCUUAGACUGCCAAGAGUUCUUGCAGACGUGUCUGGCCAUCAACCCUCACAGGCGUCCUAGCUUAGAGCAGCUCCAGCUCCACCCCUGGCUCAGAUAGUCCAUGCCACACCACCUGUGUGUGUCCCAGGUCUAAUCCCGGAAGUCCAAAUCAAUAAAACGGUGAAUCAAUGGCAGUCUACUCAUUGAUUAUGAUAUCACAUUUGACAUCCACUGCUGUUGUAAUUGCAACUGUUCAUCAUGUCAUACAUAACAUUAUACUCACUGCUUU